AAUGUACUCAGAAUAUAAAUAAAGUCUAGUCACAGUAUAUACUCAGUAUAAACUAUAAAUGUUAAUAUAAAAUGGCUCGACUGACGUUAUGGCUUAUCGUUCUUGCAAUAGAAAGUUCCAUUGCAUCAAAACAUCGAAGCGUCAAUCUGGCUUUGGAAACUGUCGUUGAAUUCGACAAGCUCGAUGACGUGAAGGUCGUCAACAGAGUCCAGGAUUUCCUGACAAGAGUACAAAGUUUAUUGAACAAAAAUCACAGAAGCGAUCUGUCUACUCGGAGGAAGAAUCUAUACCAAUUCUCUGAUUUUUUAGAAGACGUUAUCAUAGAAGUACAGUCGUUGGACGACGAUGAUUUAUUGGAAAUAUUCAAUAUCGUCAAAAAAAAUGUCGAGAAACGCAAAAAAAAUGACAUCCUGGACGACAACGGGAGGAGAUAUUUAUCUGGCAAGUUAUCGGUAUUGAGACAGCGGCCGACUGUUGAAAUACGCAGCGAUUUAGACGAGCUGUUAAGAGAGUUGAGGAACGAUAGGCAAAGUAAAAGCAACUACAUACUCGGCUUUAUAAACACACUCUACGAACGUGACGCACAAAACAAACUUAAGAAAUUUGUUAAGAGAUUGAACAUAUUCAGGCGGAGUGCGAGGAAAUCCAAAGUCGACCUGAAGAAUAUCAUCGAAAAGGUUAUCAAUGACGUCAUAUACGAACAUUACAAUAAUUUGGAGGGCGACGAAAGACGCUAUAUAAAGAAAUAUGUGAGAUCAUUCUUUGUAGAGGACGCACCAAAAGACGUUACAACCAAACCUGCCACGGACGAAGAAAAGACCGAAAACGUAAAUACUGACGAGGAAUCAAGCGAAUCCGUAGAACAAGCGGUCGAUGUCAGCCCAUUCGCGGACAACACAAAACAAAACACAAAAACAAACAAUUUGUAUCCAAAAACAUCAAAAGUAACGAGUACCCAGAAACAUAAGUUCAGAACCGGCAUUCCGGUAAGAGAACAUCAAUUGGAAGAGGUAACAGACAAGCCCACAGAAGAAGAUCGCGGCGAGGAGUCUGGACAAACAUUUAAAGCUCAAGACGUCAUCGCUACUCGUGAAAUCUUCGCAAAUCAUUCGCUUGAAAUAAACGUUAACUUAAUGAUAAAAAAACAUAAAGACUCGCAGGAGGAAAACGUGCCCAAUAAGAAUACCUAUAAACACAGACUCUCUCAGAGGGCUUCGACGAAAAAAACAAGAAAAGGCAAAAACCAUCGCACAACUACAGCAGCUCUGUCCGCUGAGACAUUUGGUAGUUUACAUAAAAAAACGACAGAAAAACAUAUCACCAAAAAAAAGUUACGCGCUCCCAAAACUAGGACUACAGCGAAAGAAGCUAUUCUUAGGACGAUGAUGAAUGUUGACACUGACGAAAAAGAUUCAGAGCCACUCUCUGAUGAUAAUCGGCGCAAAAACUUUAAAAAUAUCCACACAGAAGACCACAAGUCGGUUAAAACUACUAUGAAACAGGCGAUCAGACGCGCAAAUAUACCCAUCGAGAGCUAUUACAACGUCACUCUAACUACUAGAGUGAAUAGUGUCAGUGUCCCAACUAUGAGAAAACAUCGCACAACCACGACUUCGCGUCCCGUUGUCACAACUACAGAAGAUACGACUUCAUCACCAACAACUACAGUAACAACAACUACUACAACUACACCUAGCGAUAUAUUCAAUGAAAUACAACACAAAAACGUUACUGACGCAGAAUUAUCCAGCGAAAUCGAUAAUUUAGACGUCAAUCAUCCAGAGGAUACAAAUUUGGCCGAUUCAAACAAAACGGUCGGCAAUGAAACUGAGACUUUCAAUAUUGACGAAUAUUUAAAAAAAUCAGAUUUACGAAACGCCGUAAACGAAGACAAGAUGAAGAACAUAGAGGACACAAUGAGAGAUGAUUUUAAAAUGUUAAUGUCUUCACCCGCCACCACCACCACGGAGGCGUUCACGGAUGUAUUCAAAGAGUUAGAAGAUGCCUUUGAAAUUUGACGAGAAAAAAUUUAAGUUUCAAAAUUUUUCAACAUAAUUUAGCGUCAUUUGUAGAGUGGGAGUUGAGUUUUGGACAUUAAAGACUUAAUGGAAAUAAAACGUACAUCACUAAAUUCAGUCUUUUAUCUUAAUUGGGUUAUCUAUAAAGAAAUAAGAAUUUUAUACUAAAAUUUUUGUAACAAAUAUAUA
Messenger RNA from Danaus plexippus (monarch butterfly), 2207 nucleotides. Its product is annotated as microtubule-associated protein futsch-like. Bases 72 to 2018 code for a protein of 648 amino acids. The record is from RefSeq and is a predicted model, not a curated record. The transcript has 3 exons. NCBI's taxonomy places the organism in Eukaryota, Metazoa, Arthropoda, Insecta, Lepidoptera, Nymphalidae.